AUGUCAGAACCCCCAGUUUUGGAGCGGCUGCCUGCGGGAACAGAACUCCAGGUGGGCUCGCACAAGGCGAAAAUCGUCAACUACAUCUCUGCCGGCGGGUUUGCGCACGUGUAUCUGGUCCAGAUCAGCGAAAAGCCGGAGUUUGCCUGUCUCAAGCGGGUGGUGGUGCCCAACAAACAGGGGCUCAAUUUGCUGCGCGCCGAGGUCGAGGUGAUGCAGAGGCUGGCGCAUUGCGACUACGUGGUCAAGUACCUGGACUCGCACGCGUCACGGGUGCCAAAAACCCACUGCUACGAGGUGCUGGUGCUGAUGGAACUGUGCUCGAACAAGUCGCUGCUGGAUCACAUGAAUGCGCGGCUGAGCACCAAGCUGACGGAGCCGGAAAUUCUCAAGAUCAUGCUCGACAUCUCGCAGGGAGUCUACGCGAUGCACAGACUCAAGCUGAUCCACAGAGACAUUAAGAUAGAAAACGUGCUCAUCGACGAUAAAUACACCUUCAAGCUGUGCGACUUCGGGUCCACGUGUCCCGUGCUGCGUCCGCCGCGCAACCAGCAGGAGUUCCAGAUCCUCACAAACGACCUGCUGCGACAGACGACGCCGCAGUACCGGCCCCCGGAGAUGAUCGACCUGUACCGCGGGCUGCCAAUCGACGAGAAAUCGGACAUCUGGGCUCUCGGCAUUUUCCUGUACAAACUAUGCUACUACAUCACCCCGUUCGAAACGGCCGGCGAGCUGGCCAUCCUGCACACCGCGUACCGGUUUCCGGCCGCCCCGCGAUACUCGGCUUCGCUGAAAAGUCUCAUCAACAUCAUGCUCCAGGAAAACCCCGCGUACCGGCCCAACAUCUACCAGGUGACGGCCGAGAUCUGCCGCAUGAUGGACGUCGACAUCCCCAAGGGCAUAGAGGACUUCUAUUUGCAAGGAGACUACAAACACCCGCCCGCAGAGCAGAUACAUCCGCCGAUCGACCAGUUCACCGCGAGCGUGAUCCCGAUGUACUCUCCGUUCAAGUCGAUGCCGCAGGAGCCUGUCGUGCCGGUGGUGACGGUCGACGCGGGCCAAUCGCAGCCGACCGAGGCCACAGGCACCUCCGUGGACCUCAAGUCGUCGCUUCCGUCCGAAGACUCGCUCGUCGACUUCAACAUGGACAGGUUCCCGGAGAUCCAGCUCAGCGGCGAGAAGAGGACGGAAAACCAGCCUGCGGAGCCGCAGCCCGCGCCAAAGUCGGGCGCGAAGUGGUCGUCGCAUAACCCGUUCCCUCACGAUCUGAUCGACCUCUCGACAGAAGACACGGUCAGAGCCACGAAACCCGAAGAGGCCCCGAACCCGGGCGGCGAAGCCGAGUCCUUGCCGGCCGCAGACGGUGCCGCGGUGCCGGCACAGCUGCUGGACGAAUCCGUCGCGAGCUUCACACAGCUACAGAUCUCCGCGUCCGAGUGCGGGUCGACGCACUCGGCCUCGCAAAUAGAGAGCGGCCCAGGCAAGCCUAAAUCUGAUUCAAAAACACAACUAUCUAGCAUCGGGGACAAUGAAAGCGUUUCCAGCUAG
This is a messenger RNA of Ogataea haglerorum, 1548 nucleotides long. RefSeq lists its product as uncharacterized. Gene Ontology annotation, molecular function: protein serine/threonine kinase activity; ATP binding. Gene Ontology annotation, biological process: peptidyl-threonine phosphorylation; actin filament organization; protein autophosphorylation. The record is from RefSeq and is a predicted model, not a curated record. Gene Ontology annotation, cellular component: cytoplasm. NCBI's taxonomy places the organism in Eukaryota, Fungi, Ascomycota, Pichiomycetes, Pichiales, Pichiaceae. The transcript has a single exon. The coding region runs from base 1 to 1548 and encodes 515 amino acids.